Ahaetulla prasina is the source of this 6306-nucleotide messenger RNA. RefSeq names its product ubiquitin like with PHD and ring finger domains 2 (gene UHRF2). The coding region runs from base 640 to 3090 and encodes 816 amino acids. The record is from RefSeq and is a predicted model, not a curated record. NCBI's taxonomy places the organism in Eukaryota, Metazoa, Chordata, Lepidosauria, Squamata, Colubridae. Gene Ontology annotation, biological process: negative regulation of gene expression via chromosomal CpG island methylation; protein ubiquitination. Gene Ontology annotation, molecular function: ubiquitin protein ligase activity; protein binding; metal ion binding. The transcript is spliced from 16 exons.
CCUCAGAUCUGGCGCCAUGAGGUGUCGCGCGCAAAGGGGCGUAGCGCUAGGCCCGGCGUGCUCGGAGAGGCGCGAAGAGGGAUUUGAGCACGUGAAACGCCGCCUCCGCGCCUCCCUUCCCCGCCCGCCGUUAUUGUCUCUUUAAGGUCGUGGCGAGAGGUGGGGGCGCGCGUGGAUGGCGACGGUUUAUGGUGGUCUGGGAUCGUCUCGCGAGAUCAGCGUUGGCGCCGUGACCUCCAUGUGAGAACAGCGGCGCUUUGGUAAACAGUCCUCGGGGUUAGGACAUGGCUCCCGCCGGCGCCCGUUAAGCUUAGGCGAGCCGGCAGCUCCCAACUAAGGUCUGACAGGGUUUGCCGCCAUUCUGGGGUGGCUCGAGAGAGCCGUUGCCGCUGGUGGGUCGCGAGUGAGGCGGGUGGGAUCGACGGAGGAGCCUAGGAGUAGUCGAGAGUGCUGGUGGGUCGGGGAAGAGGAAGGCAGGCAGGCAGGCCGGCCGGUAACAGAAGCGGCUCGCGCCGCGGCGUUCCUCGAGAUUCAGGCAGCAGCUCCUCAUCGCCACUCCGGCAUCUCCAAGUGGAAAAAUCCGGAGGCAGGAACCUUCCGGUCCUUCUGCUUCCCCCUCCCCUCCUUCGGGAGCGCGCCAUGUGGAUCCAGGUGCGGACCAUCGAUGGUGCCCAGACCCGAACUAUCGACGACCUCAGCCGGCUGACCAAGAUCGAAAGUCUGCGAGAAAAGAUCCAGGAAAGCUUCCGCGUAAGCCCUGAACUGCAGCGCCUUUUCUACCGGGGCAAACAGCUUGAAGAUGGCCAUACCUUAUUUGAUUAUAAUGUUGGACUGAAUGAUAUAGUUCAGCUUUUGAUACGCUCAGAGUCUGAUGUUCCUUCUACAAUUUUGAAUAAAAAAGAUGGAAAGCCUGGUCCCUGUGCGGUUACCAACUGUAAGAAUAAAGUCAAACAAGGCGUGAACAGUGGAUCAUCGAGUUUGCCAUCUACAUCAGCUCGUUCAUUUCUUAUAGAUCCUGGCAUUGGUGAAUACAAGAUAAAUGAAUUGGUGGAUGCCCGAGAUGUCACUAUUGGAUCCUGGUUCGAAGCUCAUAUAGAAAAUGUAACUCGAGCAACAAAAGGACAUAAAAAUGGAAAAGCUCAAGGAAAGAGUGGCAGUAAUUACAAAAGGACUAAUGGAAACUUGAGCCAAGAUCAUUCUAGAGAAAAUACAAAUAAUUUGGACAAUACACCUUCCACAUCUUAUACAGAUUAUAUGGAUACUGAAGAUAUUAUUUAUCAUAUCAAGUAUGAUGAAUACCCAGAAAGUGGCAUUGUGGAAAUGACUGUCCAUAAUCUGCGGCCUCGAGCAAGAACUAUUUUGAAAUGGAAUGAAUUACAUGUAGGUGAUACAGUGAUGGUUAAUUACAACGUAGAGAGUCCAGAAGAAAGAGGAUUCUGGUUUGAUGCAGAAAUUACCUCUUUGAGGGAAAUUUCAAGGACUAACAAAGAGGCUUAUGCCAAAAUUUUGCUGGGGGGCCCAGAAGAUGUAAUAAAUGACUGCAAAUUACGUUUUAUAGAAGAAAUAUACAAGGUUGAAAAACCAGGAGCAUAUCCAUUGACAUUUGCAGAUGGAGAGUUCAGAAGGAAGAGUGGUCCUGAAUGUAAACAUUGCAGAGCUGACCCAGAUAAAGAAUGCCGAUUUUGUUCUUGUUAUUUAUGUGGGGGAAAACAGGAUGCACACAUGCAACUUCUCUGUGAUGAGUGUAAUAUGGCUUACCACAUAUAUUGCCUGAACCCACCACUAAGCAAAAUACCGGAAGAUGAGGACUGGUAUUGUCCUUCCUGUAAAAAUGAUUCUAAUGAAGUUGUAAAAGCUGGGGAAAAGCUCAAACAAAGUAAAAAGAAAGCAAAGAUGCCAUCUGCCUACACUGACAGCCAACGUGAUUGGGGCAAGGGCAUGGCCUGUGUUGGCCGUACUAAGGAAUGUACUAUUGUUCCUUCUAACCAUUAUGGACCUAUACCUGGUGUUCCUGUUGGAGCAACAUGGAAAUUUAGAGUGCAGGUGAGUGAAGCAGGUGUUCAUAGACCUCAUGUUGGUGGAAUCCAUGGACGUAGUAACGAUGGAGCGUACUCUCUUGUGUUGGCUGGAGGAUUUGAAGAUGAAGUUGACCGAGGUGAUGAAUUUACUUACACUGGGAGUGGUGGAAGAGAUCUUUCUGGCAAUAAAAGAAUUGGGGAACAUUCAUUUGAUCAAACUUUAACACACAUGAACAGGGCUCUGGCUCUAAAUUGUGAUGCUCCAUUGGAUGACAAAAAUGGAGCUGAGUCUAAAAAUUGGAGAGCUGGGAAACCAGUUAGAGUCGUUCGCAGUUCAAAAGGUCGAAGAAUCAGCAAAUACGCACCAGAGGAAGGCAAUAGAUAUGAUGGCAUAUACAAGGUGGUGAAAUAUUGGCCAGAAAUUGGAAAGUGUGGAUUUUUAGUUUGGCGCUAUCUUCUGAGAAGAGAUGAUGCUGAACCUGCACCUUGGACUACAGAGGGAAUUGACCGGUCAAAGAAAUUGGGCCUGAGUUUACAGUAUCCAGAAGGCUAUUGGGAAGCUAUGGCGAAUAAAGAAAAGAAAGAUAAAGUAAAAAAGCAGCCUGUGAAACAGGAACCAAUGGAACAGAGCAAUGGAAAUCAAAAAAGACCAAUUAAUGAUGACAAUAUAAAGCAACCUACAAACACAGCCAAAACAAUGAAGCUGAGUGAUGGAGGGAAGGGAGAAGCUUUUCAGCUAACGCAGCAACAACAAUGGUUGAUACAGGAAGAUUCUCCAAACCAGAAACUUUGGGAUGAAGUUCUUAAAUUUCUUAAAGAAGGACCAAAUUUUUUGAAGAAACUGGAACAAUCCUUUAUGUGCGUUUGCUGCCAGGAGCUGGUUUACCAGCCAGUGACCACAGAGUGCCUGCACAAUGUCUGUAAAAGCUGUUUACAGCGCUCUUUCAGAGCUGAAGUCUUCACCUGCCCUGCUUGCCGACAUGACCUUGGGAAGGGCUACACCAUGGUUCCCAACAAGAUACUGCAGACACUACUUGAUCAGUUCUUCCCUGGUUAUAGCAAAGGACGAUGAUAUGUAUUUGUAACCUUAUUCUCCAAAUGACUGAAUAAAUGAAAAGAACAAACCAUCUAGAAAAACAGUGGACCAGCCAGCUUGAGGGAAUUCAUAUUUACUAUCACAUUGUGAAGCCGCUAAUUCAACCCUUUUUCCCAUUUAGCAAUCUGUUGUGUAGUAACAACUUCAAAUUGUCAGCUUUCUUCUGACAAAGGUAGUUUUGACAGAUGAUCAUUAGUUGUAUGCAGGAAUAAAGGUUUUCCUUGGCUCUGGCCACGGUAGUAGCAGGUCUUCAGUUGUUUUUAUAACUACCUCAGAUGGAGAAAACAAAUUUGGGGGAAGUUUAACAACACAUCCAAUGAAGUUUAGCUACACACUGCCUCCUGAACAUUAGUUUUGCCUGGUCCAUGAAAUUUGAUUUUGCAACAAGAAAACAGCACGUAAAAAGCCAGUUUUAUUGCAGAACACCAAAUGCUGUGGUGUGCAUAAUUCUUUAUUGUGUUUCCUCUCCUGCUGUCUUUCUUACUCCUUUUGCAACAACAAGCUUUUAGUCUAUUUUUGUGAGCGUUAAUUGUGCUCUCGUAUCUUUGCAAGUUGACUACUAAGGACUGAGAACAAUAUGAAUGCAUUGUUGCUGUUGAUGUAAAGUGAUUUGUGUUUUUUGCACUUAAAGAGGGUUUUCAAGACACUCUUAAUUGUGUAAAAACUAUUUCAUAUAAAACAAGCCACUUUUGUAUUAGGUAAAAUUGUUUGCUUUUAGUAGGUCUUGUAUUAGUGGCAAUACAUCUUAUACAGCAUUGAAAGCAGUACUAGCUUGGAGAGGGCUCAAAUUGCUUCAUAUUGUGAUCUGAAAUUUUAUAUACAGUAUAUUCCCCAUCCCUGAAUAUACUUAUUAAAUAUUUUAUGAUUCAUAAAGUGUUGACUGUUUGCAUUUUACACCCAUAACAUGAUAGCAAGUAAUUUCCUAAAACAGUGUUUGUAUAUAUUACAUAAAAUUCCAUUUGAAAUUUUGAUAAAUGGGAUUAGUAAAACCUGAAGUUUACAUUAGUCCUUUGGGCAUUUGCCUUGCAGAGUUAUAUAUUUUAAAAUACAUUUUUAUAAGACUUUCAUUCCGAGGAGAUUACAUUUUCAUAUCAACUUUUGAUUAUAGAUAGCAAAUAACUACUGAUAACAGAACAGAUAUGUUUGAGUACUUACAUACUAUUUUAACAUAUACAUAGUUGUUUGUGCAUUGUUUGAGUGGGGAAGCUGGUAUUAUCCCUGUAUUACAAACUGAGACCGAAGCUUUUUGAUUUGAAGUCUGUUUUAGGUAUGGUACUGAUUAGUAUUAUUUAACUGGUUUUAGUUUACAUUCCAAUCUUUUUCCUUUAGCAGAAAGAAAUUAGAAUUAAAAUAGGAUAGUUUAAAAAAUGAGUGUUGAAUUCAGAUGUAACACUGUCAGAAUGUUUAACUUAACAGGUUAAAGCCAUAGUGACCUACUUUACAUUUAACACUAAAUAAAACAGAAAUCAUUAUGGAUGAAUUGGGCCAGUAUCAAAACUCAGGUUGGUUUAUAUUAUACUUAAGUCAAUCAGCCAGGAUAACAAAACUAUAAUUAAACAUGACUUAUUUGAAUUAUUCAGAGAUUAAAUGAACCAGAAUUUUUCAGGUAGUAAUAGGUAUCUAUUUAGAUAAAAAUUGAAAGCAGAACUUUCCUAUUUCUCCCUUGGAUACACAAAUAUUGAUUUUGCUAUGUCAGCCAAUGGCCUUUUUAGUCAUAAGAGUAUAAAUUUGCAGCUAAAGCAGGAUAAGAAAGCAAAGUUUUAUAAAUGAUUUUAGCUUCUCUGGCAGCAAUAGCAGUCUCCUGAGUGAUGAGACAGCUGUGAGAUUUAAAAGCUGCUUUUGGGCUUUCAGCCAUGGCUAGUGUGUAUAUCUUCAGCCUAGAUAAAGGGUUAACAAUCUUUUUUUUUUAAUUUGAAUUUAUAUCCCGCCUUUCUCCGAAGACUCAGGGCGGCUUACACUCUGUUAAGCAAUAGUUUUCAUGCCCUGGAAACCUCUACCCUGCAUAUACUGGAUUCUGAGCCCCAUUUGUCAUGCCAAUUGAACCGCCAUAAUGAGGAAUAAAAUUGGGAGUCAAAUUUCUGAUAUGUUAAAUAAUGACUUUUUGAACAAGCCAUAGUAUUCUGGUUCACCUAAACUGUAAACCAAGAAUCAACAAUCUUACACAAUGGCCCAAGUAUUCCGCUGCCUCCUAUCACAAAAUUUAAAAUGUCAAAUUUUCUGGAAUUUUGAUACCUUCCUUUGAGGUGGCUGGAGAUUUGUGAACCUUUGGAUGAAUUAAAUGUUGGGAUUUUCGUGCAAGAUUUCAGAAUUUUAAAAAUGCUGAAAUAAAAUAAUUUUGGGAGGAGGUCAGUUGUCUUUUUCUGUUCUCUGUCAUAAGUCUUGGCCUAGGAGGCACAGCAACCAGCUUUAUGCGCCACACUAAGCAUAAACAAAGCACAACUUCUUUUUGGCUUGUGCAAGACUUUACCAUGUCUAUUUCAGAAUGUACAGAGUCCCACCUUAAGCAUGAAAGCUGGUUGGGUGACUUUGGGCCAGUUUCCCUCAGCCCAACUCAUCUCACAGGUGGUUGUGGCAAAAAUAAAGAGGAGAAAGGAGUAUUAGGUAUAUUUGCCACCUUGAGUUAUUUUUAAAAAUAAUAAAGGUGGAAUGUUUUUUUUAAAAAAAAUCUACCGGUAUAUGUUUCCUAAAUUAGUUAUAAUGUGCUAAAGUUAGCCAAAAGAAUAACCAAAUAGUGCUAAUUAAUGAACUGCUAAUAAUUUUUCUGAUACAUUAGAACAGUUUGCUCUGUUAUAGAGUAACAGAAUUUAUUCCAAGUUCAUUUGCUGUAAAAUUACAACCUCCAGGUCUACUGGAGCAUUAAAAGGAGACUUUUCUCCCAUAAAUAAUUUGUUGCUAGCAUUAUCAUAUGUAGAAGGCACUUUAUAUUUCAUUUCCUAUCCCUGCAAGCUUCUCAAACCAGAGGUGGUAAGGUAUUUUGUGGUUCUUUUUAAGCAGUUUUUGAGACAGUUUUCAUAGUGGUCAGCUUGCCAUCAAUGUCUUCAAAUUGGAAUUCUCUUUUGACAGUUGUGGGCAUCUCUUUGUUCAAUGUGAGAUAGCUUUUAAAAGUUAUGUGCUUUUGAUGUGUGCUGUAAAGGAUGUACUCUCAUCCUUUAAUUUCAAAUAAUAAAUUCAGAUUGUUGCACUUGCAUUUAA